Babjeviella inositovora NRRL Y-12698 is the source of this 511-nucleotide messenger RNA. RefSeq lists its product as uncharacterized. The record is from RefSeq and is a predicted model, not a curated record. The coding region runs from base 129 to 395 and encodes 88 amino acids. The transcript has a single exon. NCBI's taxonomy places the organism in Eukaryota, Fungi, Ascomycota, Pichiomycetes, Serinales.
UCUUGCCAUUUUUGAAUCAUUCCACUCAUAAUUCCCGUAAUUGUGGACCUUUCACACUCUCGGGAUACCUCCCGAGCUCUGUACCCCUCUCACCCCCACCCUGUCAACCCCUGUUCUCCCCCCUGUACAUGUGUCUCACGUGCCUCUCACGUGCCCUUUGUCUCCUCCUGCAUCCGCCAAAUCUCGUGAUUCUUUUCCGUGAAUCUCGAACUUUUCCCCUUUCGCACACAAACGCCAGAUACGUACGUCUGAGACGAGUCUCUAGCGAAGGGCUCUUCUUUAGCCUUUCCAGUCGUAUAUAUUGCUUCCUCUCCGGGCUAGAAGCUAUUACCAUCCUACGCAUAUUCCACGUACCUUUGCAUCAGCGCCUUGUUUAUAUUUUCCCACCGGAGUAGCCCCUUUUGCUUUGUUUUGGUCGCGCUGCCAUUUGCACUCCAUAGACACCGAAUUCGUUUCUUGGCCUCACUUUUAAGUCCAUACCCCCCAUUUUAUACCCGGACUUUCCAUUUUA